AGGGUGGAGCUUGGAGUAUAUAAAGCGGAGCGUUCUUCGAUCUAGUUAUAGCUUCUCAACAUGUCUCCUAAGUUCAUCAUCUUUACUGCUCUCGUGGCCGUGGCUCUUGCCCGCCCUGAUCAAGCCCCAGCCUAUGGUUAUGCAGCACCUACACCUGCUCCUGCACCUGCCAAGUACGACUUCAACUACGCCGUGAAGGACGACUACUCCGGUAAUGACUUCGGCCACCAGGAGGCUCGUGACGGUUAUGACACACAAGGAUCCUACUUCGUUCAGCUUCCUGACGGUCGUCUGCAGAAAGUCACCUACACUGUCAACGGCGACUCUGGAUACGUGGCUGACGUCAGCUACGAGGGCGAGGCUCAAUACCCUGCCGAACAGCCUGCUUACAAGCCUGCUCCUUCAUAUGUUUAAGAUGCCAUAUCUAGUUUGUCUGUGAUUGUAUUUAUAAAUCUUUUAACUGAAUUUCAACCGCAAAUCCCCCCCUCCCCCCCCCCCAAAAAAAAAAAAAAUGAUGGAAAAGACAUUUCUACUC
Penaeus chinensis is the source of this 535-nucleotide messenger RNA. RefSeq names its product cuticle protein 18.6-like. Gene Ontology annotation, cellular component: extracellular matrix. The record is from RefSeq and is a predicted model, not a curated record. The coding region runs from base 61 to 414 and encodes 117 amino acids. The transcript has 2 exons. Lineage: Eukaryota; Metazoa; Arthropoda; Malacostraca; Decapoda; Penaeidae.